This is a messenger RNA of Cebus imitator (Panamanian white-faced capuchin), 2553 nucleotides long. It is a transcript of the gene PKLR, whose product is annotated as pyruvate kinase L/R. The transcript has 10 exons. Lineage: Eukaryota; Metazoa; Chordata; Mammalia; Primates; Cebidae. Gene Ontology annotation, molecular function: magnesium ion binding; pyruvate kinase activity; potassium ion binding. Gene Ontology annotation, cellular component: cytoplasm. Bases 1 to 1560 code for a protein of 519 amino acids. The record is from RefSeq and is a predicted model, not a curated record. Gene Ontology annotation, biological process: glycolytic process; cellular response to insulin stimulus.
AUGUCGAUCCAGGAGAACAUAUCAUCCCUGCAGCUUUGGUCAUGGGUCUCUAAGUCCCAGAGAGACUUAGCAAAGUCCAUUCUGAUUGGGGCUCCAGGAGUGGAAUCUCUGGUUCUAGGGCCGGCAUCUCGCUCCGUGGAGCGCCUCAAGGAGAUGAUCAAGGCCGGGAUGAACAUUGCGCGACUCAACUUCUCCCACGGCUCCCACGAGUACCACGCUGAGUCCAUCGCCAACAUCCGGGAGGCGGUGGAGAGCUUUGCAGCUUCCCCGCUCAGCUACCGGCCCGUGGCCAUCGCCCUGGAUACCAAGGGACCGGAGAUCCGCACUGGGAUCCCGCAGGGGGGUCCGGAGUCGGAGGUGGAGCUGGUGAAGGGCUCCCAGGUGCUGGUGACUGUGGACCCCGCGUUCCGGACCCAGGGAAACGCGAACACCGUGUGGGUGGACUACCCCAAUAUUGUCCGGGUCGUGCCCGUGGGGGGCCGCAUCUAUCUUGACGACGGGCUCAUCUCCCUAGUGGUCCAGAAAAUCGGCCCAGAAGGGCUGGUGACCCAAGUGGAGAACGGCGGCGUCCUGGGCAGCCGGAAGGGCGUGAACCUGCCGGGGGCCCAGGUGGACUUGCCCGGGCUGUCGGAGCAGGACUUCCGAGACCUGCGCUUCGGGGUGGAGCAUGGCGUGGACAUUGUCUUUGCCUCCUUUGUGCGGAAAGCCAGCGACGUGGCUGCGGUCAGAGCUGCUCUGGGGCCGGAAGGACAGGGCAUCAAGAUCGUCAGCAAAAUUGAGAACCACGAAGGCGUGAAGAGGUUUGAUGAAAUCCUGGAGGUGAGCGACGGCAUCAUGGUGGCACGGGGGGACCUGGGCAUCGAGAUCCCAGCAGAGAAGGUUUUCCUCGCUCAGAAGAUGAUGAUUGGGCGCUGCAACCUGGUGGGCAAGCCUGUUGUCUGCGCCACACAGAUGCUGGAGAGCAUGAUCAACAAGCCUCGACCAACGAGGGCAGAAACAAGCGAUGUGGCCAACGCUGUGCUGGACGGGGCUGACUGUAUUAUGCUGUCAGGGGAGACGGCCAAGGGCAACUUCCCUGUGGAAGCCGUGAAGAUGCAGCAUGCGAUUGCCCGGGAGGCAGAGGCUGCAGUGUACCACCGGCAGCUGUUUGAGGAGCUACGUCGGGCAGCACCACUGAGCCGUGACCCCACUGAGGUCACCGCCAUUGGCGCCGUGGAGGCUGCCUUCAAGUGCUGCGCUGCUGCCAUCAUCGUGUUGACCACAACUGGCCGCUCAGCCCAGCUUCUGUCUCAGUACCGACCUCGGGCAGCAGUCAUUGCUGUCACCCGCUCUGCCCAGGCUGCCCGCCAGGUCCACUUAUGCCGAGGAGUCUUCCCCUUGCUUUACCGUGAACCUCCAGAAGCCGUCUGGGCAGAUGACGUAGAUCGCCGGGUACAAUUUGGCAUUGAAAGUGGAAAACUCCGUGGCUUCCUCCGUGUUGGGGACCUGGUGAUUGUGGUGACAGGCUGGCGACCUGGCUCCGGCUACACCAACAUCAUGCGGGUGCUGAGCAUAUCCUGAGAUGCCCCUUCCUCCUCUGCCCCAUUCCUCCCUCCCCAGUCUACGUCCUCCAGCCCACACCCCUCCAAAGUCCCACCUCUAAGUCCUCUCUUCUCUAUUCCUGGUUCUCCCUACCUCGGGCCUGAGACCAUAUCUGCCAUCUAGUCCCAUUCCAAGCUGCCCCUUCCCCGUCUCCAUUUCACACAGGUCCUGAAAGUCUGUGUCCAAUCAUGCACUGGCCACCCAAUAGCACCAACUGUACAUUCCCUGCAUCCGAUCCACUCAGCAGGCCCUAAGAUACCUUGAGCCUUUAAUCCCAGUUUGGCUGGUUAAUUCCAUAACCCCAGCCUUCCUAUCCCUCGGGGUUGGGGAGGCGGAGGGCAGGACAAUCUUGUCCAGUCUCCCGUUCUCAUAUGUGGCCCUUAUGAUAAUCUGGGCAUAUCUGACGCCAGGGCAGGCUACCCCUUUCACGGUGACUGACAGUGACAUGAAAGCCUACACUUUUGGGAAAACUGGGUGGGAUAGAUGCUGGGGAGAAGCGAGGGCUGGGUAGCUGAUUUUGUCACUGUCUUCACAGCCUCUGUGCUGGACUUGUAGACCACUGUCUUGGUUGCUCUCAUGCCUGCCUGAUACCCUGCUUGGCCAAAUGCCCGGCUGCUUCCUCCUGCACCCAAAAAUUAGCUUCCCAUUCACUUUGUUCCCACACACAAACUAAGAGCCAAAAAUGAGUGUCUCUAUUUUAUAUUUAAAUCCAGCUGUUUGGAAGCAAUUAUAAAACUUCUCCCACACACCAAGAACCCCAGAACUCCCCACCCAGAAGGAAAGGAGACAGGGUCUUGGCCCCACAGUCUUUAAUGCUGUAGAGCGGAGAGGGGACAGACAGUGUGAGUGUGGUAAAGGACUACUUUUGUCCCUGAGAAGGCAGAGGUGCUGGCUGGCCUGCCCUUUCCCAGGCUUGAAUUCCUUGGGCCUUCCCUUUACUCCUGUACCAACAGCAAACUCAGAAGGAAAAAA